AUGGCCGCCAGUGAGGUCUCAUUCACAGCACCCUUGUCUCAGGGCUUUGGGUAUGGCAUCAUCCUAGGAUUAGGAUUUGCUUUUGCCCUGGUCAUGAUUUUCAUCACUUGGGCUUUGAAACGCUACCAGCAUGAAGUUCAAACCUCCGAAAUGUUCUCGACUGCUGGUCGAUCAGUCAAAUCCGGUCUCGUUGCCGCUGCCGUCGUCAGUAGCUGGACAUGGGCAGCAACUCUACUCCAAUCUUCGGCUGUUGCGUAUAAGUAUGGAAUUUCGGGUCCUUUCUUCUAUGCCUCUGGCGCGACGGUACAAAUCCUCCUUUUCGCAACCCUUGCCAUCGAAUUGAAGAGACGAGCCCCGAACGCACACACCUUCCUCGAAGUCAUUCGAGCCCGCUAUGGCACAAUCGUUCACAUUGUUUUCAUCGUAUUCUGCCUCAUGACAAACAUCCUCGUGACAGCCAUGUUGUUGACUGGAGGCUCGGCCGUGAUGACCUCGCUCACGGGGGUUCACACCGCCGCAGCUUGUUUCUUGCUCCCCAUUGGUGUCGUGCUCUAUACUCUGUUUGGUGGUAUCAAGGCGACCUUCAUCACGGAUUACAUGCAUACUGUGGUCAUUCUCGUUGUGAUAUUCCUCUUUGCAUUCUCCGCUUAUGCCACAAACGCCGAGCUUGGCUCUCCUAGCCGCGUCUAUGAUGCUCUCGUCGAGGCUGCGAAGAGACAUCCCGUGGAAGGCAAUGCCGAAGGAAGCUACCUCACCAUGCGGUCGAAGGAAGGUGGCAUUUUCUGGAUUAUCAACCUCAUUGGUAACUUUGGCACCGUCUUCCUCGACAACGGCUACUACAACAAAGCCAUUGCCGCUAGCCCUGUUCACGCUUUCCCGGGAUAUGUCAUCGGUGGCCUUUGUUGGUUUGCCAUUCCCUGGCUCUGCGCGAGUACAAUGGGUAUCUCAGCUCUGGCAUUGGAAGGCUCGCAGCGGAUGAGUAGUGAGGACGUCACGGCCGGUCUGGUUCUUCCCUUCGCGGCAGUCAAGCUGCUCGGAUAUAGUGGUGCAGUCGCUACCACCCUGAUGAUCUUCAUGGCCGUGACCUCUGCAUUCUCUGCCCAGUUGAUCGCUGUCUCUUCGAUCUUUACCUACGACAUCUACCAGGCGUACAUCGAGCCCACUGCCAAGGGCAAGAAGCUCGUCUGGAUCUCACACAUGUCUUGCAUUGUCUAUUCAAUCAUCAUGGCGGGCUUCGCGACAGGUCUUUACUAUGCCGGCAUUGGUAUGGGAUACCUGUAUUUACUCAUGGGAGUUAUUAUCUCCUCUGCUGUCUUCCCCGGUGCCAUGACUCUGCUCUGGAAGGGUCAAAACUGGAUUGCUGCCGCUGCAUCGCCGCCUCUUGGCCUGGCUGUUUCGCUUAUUGCAUGGCUGGUGACUGCGAAGAAAGAGUCUGGUAUCUUGACUGUGGAUACCACAGGAGCAAACUACCCCAUGCUCGCUGGAAACGUUGCCGCUCUCCUCAGCCCAUUGAUUUUCUCUCCCCUCUUCACAUUCAUCUUUGGCCAACAAAACUAUGACUAUGAAUCCAUGCGCGCAAUCCGCAAAGUGGACGACUCCGAGGUCGCUGCCGAGGCGCACGUCGAUUUGGAACUGGUCCCGGGUGAAGGAAACCCAACCUCGUCUGCCCAGACUGAAGAAGAAGAACGCAAACUUAACCGUGCUGCGCUGUACUCACGCACGUUGACCGUCUUCCUUGCUUUCUCUUUCCUUAUCCUCUGGCCAAUCCCGAUGUACGGCACAUCAUAUGUUUUCAGCAAGAAGUUCUUCACUGGCUGGGUUGUUGUCGGUCUCAUCUGGCUGUUCUGUACGCUUUUCGGCGUGGUUGUUUUCCCGCUGUACGAAGGUCGCGAGAGUAUCAUUCGCACGUCACGAAUGAUGGUUCUCGAUCUAAUGGGUCGGAAGCCGACUGUUUACCGUGGCAAGGCGGAUGAGACUCAGCCUUCGGGGGCCGUAACGCCGAUAGAAGUGACCGGUGAUAAGGAGAAGGAAGCAAAGAACUCUUCGACUUGA
This is a messenger RNA of Penicillium argentinense, 2052 nucleotides long. Its product is annotated as sodium:solute symporter family protein. Gene Ontology annotation, molecular function: spermidine transmembrane transporter activity; urea transmembrane transporter activity; putrescine transmembrane transporter activity. Lineage: Eukaryota; Fungi; Ascomycota; Eurotiomycetes; Eurotiales; Aspergillaceae. Gene Ontology annotation, cellular component: plasma membrane. The transcript has 5 exons. The record is from RefSeq and is a predicted model, not a curated record. Bases 1 to 2052 code for a protein of 683 amino acids. Gene Ontology annotation, biological process: spermidine transport; putrescine transport; urea transmembrane transport.